CCAGCUAAGAAACGAUGUCAGUCAAAUGAAGAGGAUAUUAGAGAAUUUAAGGAAUACUGGACUGAAAAGUUUGGCAUGAUUAAGAACGAUGAUAAAGCUUUAUGCAUUUUCUGUUCUGACUCAGUUGUUUGUAGAACUUCUUCUGUAAAGAGACAUUUUGAAAAUGUUCAUAAGAACUUAAGCAAUAAAACUGAGGAGGAACAAAGAGAAUUAAUUUCUCGUGAACUGAGCAAGACAAAAACACAAGCUGAAACUUUUAUGAAUUAUAUUUCAGGUAGGCCCAGUUCCAACUUAGUUGCUGCUAGUUUUGAAGUUUCAAAAGUUAUUGCCCAACACGGAAAGCCUCUCUGUGAUGGGGAGUAUAUUAAAGAAGCUUGGCUAGAAUGUCCACCUUUUCUUUUUGACAACUUUUCAGAAAAGAAAAAGAUUAUUCAGCGCAUUAAAGAUUUGCCUGUGAGUAGGAAAACAGUUAAGGAUAGGAUACUUAAGUUGAAAAGAAAUACAGAUGAACAAUUGACAAAAUAUUUGUCUUCAUGCAAGUUUUUUUCUAUUUGUGUUGAUGAAAGUAGAGACAUUACAUCAUCAGCUAGGCUAGCCAUAUAUUCUAGAUUUUGUAGGGGUGAUGAAGUAUGUGAAGAGAUGGUUGCUCUUGCAUCACUACCUGACCGUACUAUCGGGGCUGAAAUAUGUAAAACAGUUGUGAACGAAUUCUCUACUCGGCAAAUUGACAUUUCAAAAGUAGUAUCCGUCACAACAGAUGGUGCCCCAAACAUGACUGGUGAGAAGGCAGGAGUUGUAAAUCUGUUUACAAAAAGUGUUGGUCAUCCACUGAUUGGCUUCCAUUGCAUCAUACAUGAGGAGGCUUUAUGUGCAAAAGCUGGCCUAAAGGAACUGCAAGAAGUGAUGCAAACAGUUACCAAGGUUGUUAAUUACAUUUGUGGUCGGCCUUUAAAUAAAAGACAAUUUCAAACUCUACUGGAUGAGGGAGAAUCUGUGUAUAAAGGACUGAAAAUGUACAACCAUAGGUACAUCAGUGAUCUAAAAGAUGACAGAACAGACCACAAAUGUCUUCAAAAGUUGUUUGUAAACAUUAUAGAGUCAACAGUUCGGCAGUUCUCUACAAGAUUUGCCAAAUUCAGAGAACUGGAAGACACAGUAAAGUUCAUCAAGUUUCCAGACAGCUUCAAAAUGGAUGAACUAAACUUGCAAAUGUUUUCAUGGAUAGAUAUGGAUGAUUUUGAGAUGCAGUUGAUUGAGUUUCAGAGUAGCUUAAUUUGGAAGCAGAAAUUUGUUGACCUUAGAGUUGACUUGGAAAAUAUUGAAAGAGAGAGAUUAGAGAUGAAAGUAACAAAGAGAAAUGCGGAAAACGAAGUAUUAAGGACUUGGAAUACUAUUCCAAAAAAUUAUGUCUGUUUAAAAAACCUUGCAACAGCAUUGCUAACCAUGUUUUCGUCUACAUAUGCUUGCGAAUCUUUGUUCUUAAUUAUGAACUUUGUUAAGUCUCGUAACAGGAGUAGCAUGACAGAUGAAACUAGCGCUGCAUGCAUAUCUCUCAAUGUUACUAAAUAUAAACCCGAUGUAAAAUCUCCGUCAUCAGUUAUGCAGCAGCAGAAGUCUCACUGA
Procambarus clarkii (red swamp crayfish) is the source of this 1623-nucleotide messenger RNA. Lineage: Eukaryota; Metazoa; Arthropoda; Malacostraca; Decapoda; Cambaridae. The record is from RefSeq and is a predicted model, not a curated record.